Molecule: messenger RNA, 2046 nt
Organism: Oncorhynchus kisutch (coho salmon)
Lineage: Eukaryota; Metazoa; Chordata; Actinopteri; Salmoniformes; Salmonidae
Gene: nars2
Product: asparaginyl-tRNA synthetase 2, mitochondrial
Exons: 13
Coding region: 665-1975 (436 amino acids)
Biological process (GO): asparaginyl-tRNA aminoacylation
Cellular component (GO): mitochondrion
Molecular function (GO): asparagine-tRNA ligase activity; nucleic acid binding; ATP binding
Source: RefSeq, a predicted model, not a curated record
GUGAUGCUGCCUUGUUGACAACAUAAACGGUGCAGAUUAGAGACGAUUAGAGACGUUUUUCCCGGUCACGUCUCUGGUCAUGGACCAGUACCACACGGUUCAGCAUAGUCGCAUUGUCUAGUUGAAAAGAAAUGUCCCAGAAUCGCACCAAUAGCCAACCGACGUUAAACCCCAUCGAAGAAGGAGCACCAAUAGCCAACCGACGUUAAACCCCAUCGAAGAAGAAGAAGAAGAAGGAGCACCAAUAGCCAACCGACGUUAAACCCCAUCGAAGAAGAAGGAGCACCAAUAGCCAACCGACGUUAAACCCCAUCGAAGAAGAAGAAGAAUAAGGAGCACCAAUAGCCAACCGCCGUUCAACCCCGUAGAAGAAAACGAAGAAGAAGGAGCACCAAUAGCCAACCGCCGUUCAACCCCAUAGAAGAAGACGAAGAAGAAGGAGCACCAAUAGCCAGAGACCCAAACGGGAAGUGAUCUUUAACCAGGAUGCACGGGACAACGUGAAUGUCAACUAGUGUUUUAUAAACUGAAUUUAACCGUCAUAAUGAAGAAAUCGUCUACCUCUUUUGCAUUUUAGUAAUUGUAGCUCCAUAUUGCAUAAUAUAGCGUCUGUAACUAAACUAUUUAUUUGUUCAACGUCGAAAUUUAGAGGCAUAUAGUAACAAUGUUGCCGGCUAAUAGGUUGUGGUUGUCUGAAGCAGCUCUUGGAAUGUUGCAAAGCCUUCGAUAUUACUGCCAGGAGACACCCAGAAAGCUCCGAAUAUGCGAGGCAAUCUCAAAUUUAGAAGUGGGAACAAAAAUCAAAGUGCAGGGCUGGGUUCGCUCUGUGAGACCCCAGAAGGAGAAUCUGUUCCUCCAUGUGAAUGACGGGAGCUCCCUUCAGUCUCUACAGGUAGUGGCCAGCUCAGAGCUCAACCACAGACUGCUGACGUUUGGGAGUGCUGUGGAGAUCUCAGGAAGCCUGGUCACGAGUCCCAGCCGCAAGCAGGACGUGGAACUGCAGGCUGACCAGAUAGAUGUGGUUGGAGAAUGUAACCCUGUGGACUUCCCCUUUAAGAUCAAGGAGAAACAUGGUCUGGAAUACAUCCGUCAGUUUCCUCACCUGAGGUGUAAAACCAACGUCUUCAGCUCCCUGCUGAGAAUACGCAGCGAAGCCACCACUGCUAUACAGCAAUAUUUCAAGGAGAAGGGUUUUAUUCAGGUCCACACCCCAGUCCUUACCUCUAAUGACUGUGAAGGGGCAGGAGAGCUCUUCCAGGUUGAGCCUGCAGGUCAGGAUAAGAACCAGGAUGAGGAAGGGCACCAACACUUCUUCUCUGUCCCAGCGUACCUGACUGUCUCUGGGCAGCUGCAUCUGGAGGUCAUGGCUGGGGCGUUUCCUGGAGUGUACACUUUUGGACCAACGUUCCGGGCAGAGAACUCUCAGAGCAGACGUCACCUGGCUGAGUUCUACAUGGUGGAGGCAGAGAUCUCCUUCACACAGUCACUCGAGGAUCUAAUGAAGGUGAUGGAAGACUUGUUCAGGUCUACAACAGAACAUCUCCUAUCUCAGUGUCCUGAAGAUGUGGCUUUAUACCACAAACACGUGUCACCUGGAUACAGGGACUAUGUGGAUCUAAUGAUGAAGAAGAGUUUUAAUGUGAUAACCUACACAGAAGCCAUAAACAUCCUCAACAGCAGCUCCAAGAAAUUUGCUUUCAAAACAGAUUGGGGCUCUGACUUGCAGACAGAGCAUGAGAAGUACCUGGUGAAACAUUGUGGCGAUGUUCCUCUCUUCGUCACUGAUUAUCCCUAUGCCCUGAAGCCCUUCUACACACGAGACAACCAGGACCAGCCUCUACACACUGCAGCAGCAGUAGACCUAUUAGUCCCCGGAGUAGGAGAGAUGUGUGGAGGUUCUCUGAGAGAGGAGAGACUGGACCUACUGAAGACACGUCUAGCACAGGCUGGUUUGGAUGAGACAUACAGAUGGUAAGAGCAUUUUAAUUCAAUACGUGUUCAAAUUGUGUAACUAUGUUUGCUUGUAAUGAAGUACUUUAUUUUCUA